GAGAGAGAGCGAGAGCGAGCCCAGAGGAUCCGCUUGCUGAGAUCCUAUUAGGACAUCACGAAUUGCUCUCGGCUGGAGCCACAUUUUCAAGAGCUGUGCGUGUGCAAAAGGUGCGCGCGCGAGAGAGAGGGAGGCGCCACUGGACCGGAAUCCGUUUUUGGCUCGCAUCAACAAGCAGCGAUCGCUGACGGCCGAACCUGCGCGUGACCGCCCAACAUCUCACGAGGCCGGCCAUUGGGCCAUGCCCGUGGCAGAGACGCACGCUCAGCCGUCGGCACCGAGCCGGCCGCAAGACGGCGGAGGGCGGGAGACGUCGGCCGAGCCGGAGAGCAAGGAGCGGACAAAGGAGUGCAGCGGCAGGGAGAGAGAGGGCAACAUGGAACCCCACAACACCUCCACCAUCCUGGCUACUGUCAAGGAACAGGAGCUGCAGUUUGAGCGGCUAACCCGUGAGUUGGAGGCGGAGCGACUCAUCGUGGCAAGCCAGCUGGAGAGAUGCAAACUGCAGGAGUCGGAGACAGCCAGCAUGAGCAGCAUCAGGCUGACUUUUGAAGAUGUCAAAUGGAAGGACUUUAUACGCUCGACAGAUGACUCUUUUCACUGGCGAACGUCGGACGGAGCGACUGGGGAGCUGAGCGAGGAUGAGGGUCGGGUAAGCGUGGGCUCGGAGCUGGUCGACUCCUGCCUCCGUGCCCUGCAGGAGAGGGGUCUCUUCGAGGGGCCUGAUCCCUUGCACAAAGGAGCGGUGUCAUCCAAGUUGAACUCGUCUCCGGACAGCUGCUACCAGGAGACGGGCAGCUACCAGACGAGCAGCCACACGGGGGCCCAGUCACUCUCCCAGACGCUGGCGGGGGGCGGGUUCCAGGCGGGGGCGGGCGCGCAAGCGACAGCCGCGCCCGAGGACAGCGGCUCGCGCACCAUGCUGACGCACAGCUUGUCCGCUCAGCAGCCGCAGCCGCAGCAGCAGCAGAAUGUGUACACGCAGCAGCAGCAGCAGCAGCAACGUGGCGAUCGUGCACACGCUUACACACAGCUUAUGCGGAUGUACGACCUGAAGACGCGUGGCAACGCCGAGCGAGACUAUGAGACCUUCGCCCCAAAGCGCUCCGCGUCACUGCCCCCCAACCGAGAGCCUCCGUACGGCACCGUCAUCGGGACGCACCAUGGAGCGGGGCACAGCCACGGCGGGAUGCCCCGUUCGGCGCACACACUGGUGCACGUGCCGUACGGAUCGCCAGGCCCCGGCGGGGGCAGCCCAGCUCAGCGAGCCGACAUGUACGUUGGCAAACGAGCGGCCGCUCCCUCAGCUGGAUCGGGAAACUACUACUGGCUGUCGUACCAGAACAGCCGCUCGGCAGCGCCGAUGGCGGUGGGCUCGCCAAACCACGCAUCUCCCGCGUCGAGCGCCGCCUCCCCGCUCGCGGGCCCUGCUGCAGCUUACGCCCGGUCAUCAUCGCAGUCGCCGCCGCUGCUGGGCGGCUACGGGAACUCGGUGGCUUCUAGCAGUGGCGCGCCGCCGCCGGGAUCGGCCAUGACGCAUCACCACCACCAUCACCACCACCAGCAGCAGGUCCAGCAGCAGCAGCAGCAGCUGGCCAGGUCAUCCUCUCCAUCGUCGCAGGCGUCGCCAGCGAAGCGGACACCGGGAGGCUCGGACCGGCAGAGCCCAGAGCGGGUGGAUCGGCAGAGGCCUGGAAGCCUGUCUGGUCUCAGGGGAUCUUAUUCAAGCCAGCAGGGAGCGGGGACAGAGGUGCGCUACGUGACGUCGCCCGAUCGCCUCAUCACUCCGAUAUAUGAAGACCAGGUUUACCGAAGUCCCGAGUCUGCGACGCACACCAUCUCGCGCGCCCGCUCCCCACCCGACUACGCCGUGUACAGCACCGCGGCGUCAUCCGCUGUGCACCGCUCGUCCAGCCAGCGCAGCUCGCGUAGCGGCCCAGGUGGGAGGCAGCGAAGCAGCCACUCGGCUUCCUCGCACACGGAGCCUGGUUCGGUGGGCCUGGCGCGCAGGCCCUCGGGAGAAUCGGCGCACAGCAGGCAUCUCAUGCAGCCUGACGGUCGCCUGCGUCGCUCCACGUCCUCCGAGAGCCUGCAGAAGGACCAGGGAGAGCUGGGCUGGCGCGACCCUGACCUCCUGGAGGUCAUCCAGAUGCUCCAGCACAACCUUCCAUCGAUCCAGGGCAACGCGGCGGCCUACCUACAGCACCUGUGCUACCGCGACUCCAACAUCAAAACAGAGGUGCGAAGGCUCGGCGGCGUACCACUGCUGGUGGACCUGCUGGGACAUCCCAAGGCCGACGUGCAGAAGAAUGCGUGUGGGUCGCUCAAGAACCUGGUGUACGGUAACGACGACAACAAGAAGGCGCUGCGGCAGGCAGGGGGAGUGCCAGCCCUGGCAACGCUGUUGCGCAGAGCCGGCGACGCAGAACUGCAGGAGCUUGCCACCGGCCUGCUCUGGAACCUUUCGUCCUGCGAGGCCCUGAAAAUGGCCAUGGUGACGGAUGCACUGAGUGCCCUCGUUGCCUCCGUGGUGGUGCCCUGCGCCGGUCUAGCGAGGGAUGGCGAAUCGGCGAGCGCUCCCCUCGCCUCCCCUGCGCAGGGCAUUCAGUCCCAGGUGUUGCGAAAUGCUACUGGGUGCCUGAGGAAUAUGAGCUCGGCUGGCGAGGAGGCGAGGAGGCAGAUGAGGGAGUGCGACGGACUUGUGGAGUCUCUACUGCACAUAAUAGAGACCUGCCUGGACACAGAAGAUGUGGGAGGAAAGGUGGUGGAGAACUGCGUGUGCGUGCUACGCAACCUGUCCUACCGCCUGGCCGCCGAGACACUGCGGGGUCACGACUGGGGCUCGGGCAGUGGAAGCGGCGGUGGGACGAGCGCCCAGGAUGGAGGCGCGGCAGGACCUGGCGGAGGCGGCGGUGCCGGCGGCGGCGGUCGGACGGGCCGGGCUCGGCAGAAGGAGAAGCCGAGCUGCUGGGGAAAGAAGCGCAAGAAGAAGCCGCUGGAUGAGUGGGAUGGCGUGGGACCUAUACCAGAGUGUCCUGAUCCUCCCCGGGGCCCCGAGCGGCUGUUCCACCCGAGCGUGGUCAACCCGUACCUGGGCCUGCUCAAGAAGUGCGCCAACCCGGCCACGCUGGAGGGCGCCGCAGGUGCACUGCAGAACCUCGCCGCGGGGGGCUGGAAGUGGUCGAAAUACGUGCGUGCCAUGGUGCGGCGCGAGAAGGGGCUGCCCGUCCUGGUGGAGCUGCUGCGCAUGGACAGCGACCGCGUGGUUUGUGCCGUGGCCACAGCCUUGCGCAACAUGGCUAUGGACGUGCUCAGCAAGGAGCUCAUCGGCAAGUACGCGAUGAGGGACCUCGUACAGCGCCUGCCAGAGCCCGUGACAAACAACAGCAUUGCGAGCGGGGUGGUGGGAGGCAGCGGCGGUGGAGGAGGAGGAGGUAUGGCGAGCGGCACAAGCGGCGAUGAAACUCCGGGCGCUACGGCGUCGACGGCAUUGAUGACAGCAGCGCGGGGGGCCGGCGGCAACGGUAACAACGGUCACGGGAAAAUGUGCGCGUCGGAGGACACGGUGGCGGCCGUCUGCUGCGCCCUCAACGAGGUGACGACGCAGAAUAUGGAGAACGCCAAGGCGCUGAGAGACGCCGGCGGGAUCGAGCGGCUGGUGCACGUGACACGCGGGCGCACGGACAGAGUGGACUCCCUUCCCAAGGAUAAGUCACGGAUGUAUGCCAGCGACACCUGGACCUCCUCUAACGGGUUUUCACCGAAGGUCGUCAAAGCAGCGGCGCAAGUUCUGAGUACCCUGUGGCAGUAUCGUGAUCUGCGAGCCCUCUACAAGAAGGAUGGCUGGAGUCAACAGCACUUCUUGGUCCUCAGCACCAUGGAGAGGGAACGGAAUAAACCGCGCGCCGUCUCGCAGCCAGCAUCUCCCACGCGUGCCACCGCCGCCAUCCGCAGCCAGUCGGUGGGCAGUGCCCUCUCCACGGCACGGGACACCUCUAGCUUCCGCGAGUCGCGGCGCUCCGAGUACGAGGCGGUCCGCUCAUCCCCCAGUCACCGUAGUAACCGCCCGGAGCUGCCAGUGAGGAGAGACUCGAGCAGGGGACUCCCCCCCCAGCCUUGCGCCGGCACUUACAGAAGUUCUUAUGCCUCCCAAAAUGUGGAGGAUCAAUCCCACACUCAGACAACGAUGAGAGCGACGCUGGCGGAGAGACAGCGGCGGGGCGACCCGUCACGCCGUGACUACGAGGCGGUGUACUGGACGGCGCGCCCGGCGCUGCCCGGCGCCAACGAUUCGUUCUUCGACGAGCGGCUGCACUUCGCCGGCGACGCGUGCGGGACCCACGCGCGCCAUCCCCCGCCCGGCACCUCGGCCAACUACGUGGAAUUCUACAGCACGCGGCGCGCGGUGGCGCACGCCGCCACCGCCCCCGCCGCCGCCGCAGCAACCACCGGCGCAGUCGCGACCGCCGCCGCGGCCACCGGGAGAGGCAACUACGACUCGCUGCACUACCGCGAUGCCACGGACUCCUGGGUGUGAGCGCCGGUCCGGUCCCGCGCGGAGUUGCCGAGCCGCUGCCUGAGCGUGUGCGUGUGCUUCAAGCGAGAGGAAAAUAAAUAUUUUUUUUUUCACAGGUGUGGUGUUUGCUAGUUGAUACGAUGGCCAACAUUUGCUGAUUGCCAAUGUGUUGGUUUGAUAUGUAGAGUUUAUUUUUUUUCUUUCAUCUUUGGAUUGAUUUUUUUCUUCUCAAGAGUAUUGUGUUUGCUAGUUCACAUAAUUUGCAGACGUUUAAAGGCUGAUUCAUGUCCACCUCCGCAGCCAUUGACUUUAUGGUUAUUAUGCUCGGAGGAAACAUUUUUAUUUUGUUUUAUGAUGUUGAAGAAAAUAAUUUUACUAGACGAGGGGGGGAAGGGGGGUUGUGGAGAAAGCAUUUUAUCUACAUAAUAUUCUGCAUUGCUGUGUGAUGAUACAGCUCUGCGCAAUGUGCGUGUACAAGGGGCAGUUCUAACGAUCUGUUUGUACUGUGUUAAGUUUGGGUCUAAAGACAGCGGACACAUUACAUUGGACCACUGUUGUUGUCUUUAAACAUAAACUGAAGAUUCUGCUUUAAAGAAGGCAGGUAAAGGUUGUGUUUUUUUAAGUGAACAAAUGAAUCAGAUUAAUUUAAUAUUGACAGAUUAAUGGGGUCAGAUUAUAGAUGUGCAAACACAGGGGUAGGUUAUAAGGCCCCUUUUAGGACGUGUGUGUGCAUUCGUGCUUUUUCAUACAGGUGCAUACGUGUGUUGAUACCAAUACGUAAAUCUGUCAAUGGGCGUGUGCACAUGCGUUAACCUGAACUCUGAUGUAAAAUAUUUUUUGUGCCAGAGUGGCUUUAAACUCUUAAUAUUAUUACAACUGUCAUUGGCAUCAUUUUGCUUUUAAUCUUUACCUUGGAAUUUAGUUGCCAUAAACUGUGGCAAUUUAUCUUCUGUACUGCCACUACCUUCAGCCUCUUGUGAAUAUGGUAUUUUAAUUUCAGUCAGAUUUUUUGCAAUAUUUCUUUCACUGUCACCAAACACACAUAUUAGUGAAUUAAAUUGUAUUUGCUAAAAUGAAUUAUGUUGAUGCACAGAUCAAUGAAGGUUAUGGGUGACGUGACAAAGAGAAGACAUUUUAUUUUAAGUUAAAGCAACCCCCCUCCCAACCCUCUUUUUUAUUAAACAUUCCACGCUGUGUGGAGCAUUUGAUUUGGAGCGUACCAUGAUGGCAAACGUGGGAAAUAUGGGCGGAAAACAAAAGGACAUAUAUUGGUGCAUGAUUAAUAAAUUGAAUGGGUUAUGAAACCCAUUUCGUUAUCUGUCCCAUGGCAAAUGAAAUGUGACGUUUAAGUAUAAAACAUUAUCACUGACUUUCAGCGGUGGCUCAUGGCUCUAAUAUGUUGAUAGCAACGACCUUGGCCUCUGCUUUUUCAGUCUCAGGUGACGCGUUCGUGUGGAUUAAUUGACGAUUGGAACACAGUGGCUGUGGUGAUUUCCUCAGCACGUACAGUCUUGUGCAGCUUCCCAGAAAACUGGUCGACCGUUGGGUGACAAUGGUGCAUUAUGCAAGUUGCCUUCGCAUUUCAACGAUUAAAUAUGCCUGUACGCGUCAAACCAGAUUGCAAAAUCCAGUCGCUUCCUGAAAGUGGAGCCGUGAGCUGCCAACUGUUGACUAGAAGUAACGCAAAAAUGCCAAGCCUACUGAUUUUUAAGGGGCAAGUUCCCGAUUUUAAAACCCUUGUGCCGCAUUUUCAAAGCAAGGAUUGCAUCACAACUGAAACAAGAAAACGUAAUUCAUAAUGCGGUAUAUUUAGCCUUGAAAAUGUGUGCAGUUAACGGGUUUAAACAUUACAAUCCUACCACUUAAUCGAUUGGAUUGGCGAGUAUGUAGUAAUAUUGUAAUUUUGUUAAAGUGAGAGGCUGUGAUUUAAAAACGUGCGUUAUCACCAUGUAAUAUGGACCCCAAUCUGUAUUAUGUUUUCAAAUGAGUCGUGUGUGAACGCAUUUUUAUUUUAGUUCAAAUUUUAGCCAUUUAAUGGCCAUUUUAGUUUGUCUCUGUGGUCGAGAUAAAUCAGGUUUCAUGAUUGUAUUGUAUUUACAGAUGUAACUUUACAUUUCUUGCAUUCCAAAUAUCGGGGAAGAUUUCGGCACAGGAGCUUGGGCGUGUCUUUUUUUCUUACCUAAACAGGGUCUUCUACUCGCAAUACAUUGCAGUCACUAAAUGUAAAAAUGAAUGCUUAAUUUCAUUCUUACUCAUUUAAAUUGAGUUGACUCGAAAUAUUUUUUUAUUUAUAUCACAAUAUUUUCAUAAUUGCCACGAUUUUGACAAAUAAUUCGGAUACUAAAAUAACGCAUGUCAUAUAGAUCUCAAAACAAAAUAUUCCCACCUAAAAUAGCUACUGAGUACUGACCAGGCAGAUUGUAUCUGAUUUCCCAUUCAACACCCCGCUCUGUAUAUGAAAUGAAUCCUUCAAAUACCCCACACAGUCUGUGGUGGACUGUACCAUUUUUGUAUGUAAAGGUGCAGUUUCGGCCUAACAAGUCCCCACAUAGUUGUACUCUGUUUGGUGACUGAAGUUGAUUGACAGGUCUCUGUGCUCUGCCAGUUCCCUCUUACAUUCUUUCUUAUUGCCGACAGGAACUCCACGAUCUUCAGGAGACAUGUAGCCAAUCACGGGCAAGCAUUGUUGUCACAUGGCAAUUUAUAAACCAGUCGAUUGCAUUAUGGUUGAAAUCAUACGCUAGGCAUCGUCAUCUUUCUGCUGCAGGAAUUUAAGUGGUUUUGAAAUGCUUAGCACGUUGCUGUCAGGUGGUUCGCUAUGUACAGAUUCACGGGUCUCCUGCUAUUGCCGCAGACAAAAAAUAUAUUUUCUCUGCUUGGGUCAUGUUUAAGAUGGUGGCCUUCAUAGAUAUAAUUAACCUUUGUUUUUUUUACGGUAUAUUUAGGUCUAAUUUAAUUUGAGGUCUUCAUAGUGGGGUUAGUGGAAUUUUGCUAAUUUUGUCCAUCAGACAAGGAACGGCAGAAUAUGCAGAAUAUUGUAGGAGUUCAAACGAAACAUUGGGAUCUUACUGGCUAGAUUUACAUAUAACAAAAUCGCCCUAAAUACACCCAGGCUCCUUGAUUAUUGUAAGCUAAGUAGGGUUUGAGCCUUGUUAGUAAUUAUUUGGGUGACCACAAAGGCUUGCCGUGCAUUGCAGAUAUUGGACUGCAAGGUGUGGCCGGGAAAUGUUGGUGCUGAAUGUCACCCCCUCGUAUGCAUGGUGGAUCUUCGGGUACCCUGGCUUAUUCCCACACAAAGCCAAAAACACUCUUUAAUAGAAUUGGAAAAAUAUCUCAAUUCAGCAGGACGCUGGUGAAAAAGUCUUGAGGCUAAGUGAGUUUUGCCUCGGUAAAUAAGUUUCAUUACCACAAUACCUUGAUAUGAACCACAAUACCUUGUCCUCAGAGAGCAUCAACCAUCACGAAAACUCCAGUUAUCCUCGUAGCGGCUUUUGGCUAACCAUCGAACAAAGAGUGCUUUCAGAUGCUCUUUUGCAGCCGUCUGGAACGCUCUUCCGAUAGUAGGAAGCCACUAAGCUAUGCACUUUUAAAUCUAGAUUUAAAACUCAUUUCUUUACCACUGUUUUUAUGUUUAGUUUGUUGUCCUUCCCUUGCACCGAUUAACACGGUUGGGCUACGUACGUUGCGAAAGAAGUUCAACAUACAUACAUUACUGUAGUAGUAUUAUACAUUCAUGUUGGAAAUGGCAAAUUCAGACAAUGACGUGGAAUUGUACCGAUUGGCCCUGUGCUUUGGUCUCCAUGGCCCACUGUGCAGUUUUCUCUUUCAUGUUGGAUCAGCGGUAUUUUUGGAUUGUGGCUGGCGGAUGGUGCAGAAAGGUUUUGGUACGUUUGCUACUCUAGUGCGUAGCAUGGUGUGUUUGCUGUACUUGAGGGUUAUGGGACUGUGAAAACCCAGCUUUUCGUGGCUGGUAGCAAAUUGGGUAGAGAGAGGGCUUGGCUCUGUGAGUUUUCUUAGCCAAGGAAGUGAAAGUCAAUUUGGCGUUAAUCCCCUAUCAUUGAUACAAACAUUCACAGGUUUUAAACUGAAGUUUCCUGCAUUCUCGUGCGUUGUGACCCAAGAACAAAAAUCAAUACCCCACACUGUAGCUUGGGAAACAUGUAAUUAUUCAUCAACUAGUAUAUUCACAUGUUUUUCAAAUACAUUUGCAUCAGUUAAUGUUCAUUGAGUGACUGCAACCGUGGUAAUGUUUACAUGUAUACGCAACUUAAUUAUAGAAAGGAAAAUUAAUUACUGUAUUGUACUAUUGCAAUUGAAAUUGCCUCAAACAUUUACAAAGUAACUAACACAACUCACCAAAGCCUAUCCGAUGCAUGAUACACUCAAGUUUGUAAGUCCUUGUACCGUAAUUUUUGCUCUGUAUUUAAGGAACAUAUUAAGUCUUGGUAACGCAUGCAUGUGAUAAAACGACAUGCUGUUGGAAAGUAUAGUACAGUACGGAGUGUCGAGUGACACUCAUAGAUGGAGUAAGAACAUUUAACACACUAACUUUUUAAAGCGUUUAAUGUACAAGACAAUGAUGACUCGGUACCCAAGUCUCUGUGCCGUCAGUGAUCACAAUUAAAUGUUUGGAUAGUUGCUGGCAUUAACAGAAAUGGUCAAGUCCCACAAAGGCCUUGGCCUGCCUUGGCUGUGAAAGGUUAAUGAGCCUUGUGGGAUUUUAUAAGUGAAAGGGGUUUAACGUGGGUUGGUGGUGGAGGAUGGGAAUUCGUCUUUUGGCGGAUAGGGACGCUGGGAUGCUUGGAAUGUGCUUGUGAAGGACAGAUGGCAUGUGAUGUAAAUGGUUUGCGGUUUGAGAAGCAAUUGGUUUCACGGUGUAAUUUUAUUAUGAAAUUUACCUUUACACGUGAUUAUGUAGGAGCCACUUCUAAUUAUUUGAGAUAUACACCGUGCGUAUGAGUGCGCGAGUGUGCGUGCGCGCGUUGUACAUUUGCUGUUUUGGCGUGAGGGGUGCUGUACAAACUGCAGAUAAGUGGCACGACAUGCAACUGGUUUAACUUUAUUAUUUAGCAUUGCUGGUUCAUAUAUGGGUUGUAUGCGAUUUCACUAUUGGCUGCCUUCUGUACCUUUGACUUUUUUAUACAUAUAAUGAGACUCUGUCUCGAGCCCGGAAUAUCAGGACAAGCAAAAUAAACCGUGGUCCUGCAGCCUUGGAGCAGACACAACGAUUUCACACGAUGUAAUAAAACUAUGGCACAGUUUAUCAGCAGCAAAACGUGUAUCGAUCAAUGGUUAUGUACAGGAUUCUCGUGAAGGUUUGUUUAGUCUGCAUUUUGAAGGAUAACACAAUGUUUGCGUUGCAUUUGGUGGCCAGGUUGGGUGGAAUUUGAAAUAAUGAAAGGUAGGGACAUGUUUUUUUAUGACAGUACCCUUAACGAUUGAAGUAUUCAUCAUUAUUGCCUCUACCUGUGCGGCCUUACACCUGUGCGCCCUACAUAUGUAUGCUCUACACUUGUGUGACCCUCCACAUGUGCGUCAGUCACACUUGUAUGGUUCUUUACCUGUAUGGCCCUGCACCUGUAUGACACCUCACCUGUACCCCCAUACAUCUUUACAGCGAUGCAGCAUUCAUUAAGGUAUCAAUAUGUAAAUAUUAGUGGAGUGUAACACUUUUGAAGGUUGUUUUUAUUGCCAUCAUUAAACCCAUUGUUUAACUUAAAACCAUCUUUUUAUUGUCCGAGAGAGAACUACUUGGCAUAUAUCAUGAAUUCAAAGCAGGGGCAAUACAUGAUGGGGAUAGUUUUCUAAAGUGAAUCUUAGAGCCCACUGUGAUAGGACUAAAACAAGAUUGAAUGAUUAUGCAGAAAUUAAUUUUUCAAAUGUUUGAGUAAAUACUUUAAUUUUGCGGUUGUCAUGUUUUAUUUUUUACUUUUUUUUAAUUGUGUCAUUUUUGAAAAUGGCUUAGAGUGGGUCUGUUUGAUUACUAUUGUUUGAGGCCAUGGUGCACUUGUGAUAACUAAUUGACAGCUAUGAUGUGACGGCUAUGCAUAAAAAGUGUCAGGUAUGCAUCGGCUUUGGCAGGAUUGUAAUCAUUGGUGUUGGGAUAGAAAGUGCUCUCUGCUCCUCAUGGAUCACAGGAUGAUCCAUGUAUAGAUACCACACUAAAAUGAAUGGCAAACAUGACAGAGAAAACAACAUUUAAAAUUUAAAGCCUCUACGGCUCCCACCAAUCUCAAUACACUAAUGAAGCCUUGUAACAUUCGUUUGUCCGUCGUAGGCAUCACAUUAUUCAAUCACCUUGUUUGGAAGAAAGUAAGGGGAUAAUUUGAAAUCAGUGGAGUGCCUAAAUGGAUCGUGCUGUUUUUGUUCUAUGAAGUGUGGAAGGCGAGGCAGCUAGAAAAAUGCAACAAAAACUACUGUUUUGCACCUAGAAACAGGUAUUCACAUCUGAUGUAAAUAGUGAAUACAUUGUGAAGAAAAACAUUUUUUUGCCCAAAAAGUUCAAUACCACUGACGCAGCAUUCUGGUUUUGCCAGGCUCAACUUUACAUGGCUACCAGACAUUUUACCACGAUUUGUGGCUCAUAACCCAAGUUUAGACUCGACCAGAACCCCAGCUUGGGUUGGGGUUCUUUGCCUGUGAUCACACAGUGUGUGGUACAGGGACCCCGCUACCACAUUGGCUGUAGCAACUAACAGAUUUGUGCAAAAAAAUUGUAAAUUACAUGGUUAACGCGACUCCAACUGGACAUUACAACACCACUAUAGCAACAUGUGCCAAUUUCAUGAAUGAAACAGUAUAUGCUAUUAAUCAUCAUUUUGCUUUGAUUUGAACAGUCGUAACUGUGCUUGGAUAUUGAGAAAUGUAUUACUUAUACCAAAAAGUACACAAAGUAGGUGGUUCGAUUAUUAAUUAAUACGAUGAUAAACAGUGUUUACUUUCAAAAGCAACCUUUGGGUGUUAUAGUACCAGAGUGUGAGCUGCGAUGACCAUGCCCUGUGUCACCCUAUCGAGUUAUGCUCCAAAUUAAAUGCUCUGUGCUGAUCGUCCACCAGGUUGAAAACGAUGGUAAAGAGUAGUGUAUCGGUGCUGUCUGCUCCACGUUUCAACAGCUGUUCUAGAGCUGACGGGUUGAAUCGCCUGAAUAAUGAAUAGGUGAACUCUUAACCAUGACCCUCCUUGCAUAGCCCACGUGGUUCCACUCUCGAUUUGAGUGGUGACUGAGCUGUGGGGCAGAGAACGCGACCCCUAAAUCUCGAUUCGGCCUCCCAUUUUCAUUUCACUUCAAAAUUCACACAUUGGAUAUGUAAGCAACGAGCCGGGAUAGUUCAACCAUGUCCGUUUCUAUUUUUACACCACCAUUUAUGAAAAUGUACUUGUAAUAUUGUUGAGGCAGCAUCAAUAGGCUUGGUUUAAUGUAUUUUAAAGGCUAGGUGUGUGGUGCUGACUUGGGGUCGUAUUAGUUUGUGACACAAGGAGGUGAGAUGGGGCAAUGUUCUCUGUCCUACGAUACCUCUUCUUGUUUCUGAUCAAUGGAUGAGUGGGCAUGGGUUAUAAAUUUAGUCGUUUCUUUGGCAUACUACAGAAUCUAUAGUGCAUGCUCUCAUUGCAUCAUUAAUUCUACAUGGGAGACUACUGUAGAUUCCAAUUUUGCAGAGGACUUUAUUGAGGCCCAAUGAAGUGGCAGUGUUUGGUGUGGCUUUGAAAUCACUAAAAAGCACAGCGGCCCUGAGAAGGAAUGACCUUCAGAAGCGGAGGGAUUUAUAUUCUUUGAUAAUACAUUUUGAGCCGUAGUUUGUUGAUCACCAAACAAGUUCACCUGUUGAGUACACUAGAAAUACAAUACUCUUUUUUAGGUCUUAUUAAAUGAAAUGCUGUCUUUAUAUUAUACUACAACUGUCUAAGAUAGCUGUGAUACUGUUAGAAUGCUGAUGUCAAAUUCCUCGCACAAAGUCGUGGUCAAAACAGGUAACUUAUAAACGCAUCCAUUUUGUUGCCUGAUUUGAGUGUAAAGCUGUGUAUAAUCCAGUCAUGAUGACCCGUCCUAAACGCACGUAAAAGGAUAACAUUAAUAUUCGGAUUGGAUCUCCUUUGCUCACAUUGUUAUUAAGUUUGCUGUAGCCCACCUACUUGAACAGAUAGGUACAGGAUGAGACCGUCUUGUCUACAGCAGUACACAUUGCACCGAAUGCCUUCAGUUGAGAGUGCACAAAUAUUUUAAAGCGGAAACCGUUCCCACUCCCAAUGUCUCCACCACCCACGUCCGACACAUGUCACUGCACACGUGUGACCCUGGCGCAAAACAACUUUUGUGUUGGCACAACCGGGACAAAUAUGGAUUUCCAAUUAUGUCCUGACAAAAAUCUAAUAAUAGUGUCAACCCUCUCCACAUCGUGGAACUGGCCAUGGCUAUGUGGAGCUGUACGUGUGCGGGACGUGGACAUUGGACUGUUUCUCUGCCGGAGUGCGCAAUGUAUUACCGUAAAGACUUUGUUUCACCUUGCCCUAGACACUGCCAUCAAAUUCCAUUGUAUUAUCUCACUACGGCUAAAAUUCUUCAGAACUCGUUAAAUACCAAUGAAGCGGAGGGGGUAAUUUUCUAAACAUGUUUUUGUACCCUUGCAUGUCACACCGUGUGCCCUGUACUGUAAUGUAUAUUGGAAGUCAUUGAGGUAGUAGUUUACAGUCACCCAUUGUUAUUUUGAACAUGCUAUUUUUUCUGUUUUACAUUUUUAUUGUUAUUUUUGAAAUUAAAAAUAAAAAAAACACAUUUGUUCGGUUUUGUAAUGUGAAUGAUCACAAGGUGGUGCACAGCACUUCCAGUGUGCAUUAACAAAGCGACGUGAUAACAAAUAAACAGCU
Molecule: messenger RNA, 13378 nt
Organism: Lethenteron reissneri (Far Eastern brook lamprey)
Lineage: Eukaryota; Metazoa; Chordata; Hyperoartia; Petromyzontiformes; Petromyzontidae
Product: catenin delta-2-like
Biological process (GO): cell-cell adhesion
Cellular component (GO): plasma membrane; cytoplasm; nucleus
Molecular function (GO): protein binding
Source: RefSeq, a predicted model, not a curated record